AUGGCAGGCGGAGCAGACCUUGACGAGCCUCCGAGGCAAUCGGAUAACACCACCGACCGAAAGCGGCCUUCAGAGUCAACACAUGAGACAGACCCUGCCGAUGCGCCUAGAGAUCGAUCAGGUAACAAGACUUAUGAUGUCAGCAAGCUAGAACCCGCGCGCAAGCGGCAGCGCUCUAAAUCGCCCGGGGGUGACGCUGCUCCCAGGAAGCUCAAGCGACCUGGUGCCCGUGCGACCAUCUCGGAAGCGGAUCGCAAGGCCGCGAGGGAGCGCGCACUCGAGCGUGAGCGUUUGGCUCGGGAGGCGGCCAUCGCCGACGAGGAGCGUCAGCAGAUCAAUGACGUCGUCAAGGCUCACUACAAUGCCGUACCAGAGAGGGGUCGCGAUUGGCGCAAGACUGACAGUCGGAUCAAGGGUCUCCGGUCGUUCAAUAACUGGAUCAAGAGCUGUAUCAUUCAGAAGUUCUCUCCUGAUGAGGACCACCAGCCAGGAAGGGGCGGUGGUCCCAGCAUAUUGGUGCUGGACAUGGGCUGUGGCAAGGGCGGUGAUUUGGGCAAAUGGCAACAGGCCCCUCAGCACGUGGAGCUAUACGUCGGUAUGGAUCCUGCCGAUGUAAGUAUCGAUCAGGCUAGGGACCGCUAUCGCAGCAUGAGCAGCCGGGGCGGCCGCGGUGGAAGGGGAGGACGCGGUGGUGGCAGGGGUCCAGCUAGGUUGUUCGAGGCCCGCUUUCACGUCAAGGAUUGCUUUGGCGAGCCCAUCAACGACAUUGACAUCAUACGUCAAGUUGGUUUUGAGAGCGGACCCCAUGGUGGUGGGCGCGGCUUUGAUGUUGUCAGCAUGAUGUUUUGCAUGCACUAUGCAUUCGAGACUGAGCAAAAGGCGCGCCAGAUGCUCAAAAAUGUCGCGGGUGCUCUGAGGAAAGGCGGACGCCUCAUUGGUGCUAUCCCCAACUCGGACGUCAUCAGCACCAAAGUCCGCGAGCACAACGCCCGCAUGGCAGGAAUUAAGAAAAAGCAGGCAGAGGCUGAGGAUGGUUCAAAGAAGGAUGACGGUGGCGAUGCCGAGGAGGGCGAGCUUGACGAGCCAGAGGUUGAGAAAUCGGCAGAAUGGGGUAAUGAUAUUUACAGGGUUAGGUUUCCAGGGAAGACACCGGAAGACGGCAUUUUUCGUCCACCUUUCGGUUGGAAGUACAACUUCUUUCUGCAUGAGGCAGUCGAAGAGGUCCCAGAGUACGUGGUGCCGUGGGAGGCCUUCCGUGCCUUGGCCGAAGAUUACAACCUGGAGCUGCAGUGGCAUCGAAGUUUCAAGGAGAUUUGGGAUCAAGAGAAGGAUGACCGAACCCUCGGUCCCCUGAGUGAGAGGAUGCAUGUGAGAGAUAGGAGUACAGGCGAUCUGCUGGUAAGCCCUGAGGAGCUGGAGGCCGCCAAUUUCUACGUCGGCUUCUGUUUCUACAAAGUUUAG
Pyricularia grisea is the source of this 1461-nucleotide messenger RNA. RefSeq lists its product as uncharacterized. The record is from RefSeq and is a predicted model, not a curated record. Gene Ontology annotation, cellular component: nucleus. Bases 1 to 1461 code for a protein of 486 amino acids. Gene Ontology annotation, molecular function: mRNA 5'-cap (guanine-N7-)-methyltransferase activity. Gene Ontology annotation, biological process: 7-methylguanosine mRNA capping. The transcript has a single exon. Lineage: Eukaryota; Fungi; Ascomycota; Sordariomycetes; Magnaporthales; Pyriculariaceae.